Messenger RNA from Menidia menidia (Atlantic silverside), 1002 nucleotides. NCBI's taxonomy places the organism in Eukaryota, Metazoa, Chordata, Actinopteri, Atheriniformes, Atherinopsidae. The record is from the annotation of a GenBank genome assembly.
AACAUUUUGCACAAAAAUAGCUACAGAUAUGUACAAAAAACCCAGACUUCACUCUGUAUCGAUAACGUCAUCGGCCAACCCACGUCUCAUUGGAUCUAACGUUGUUUCAGAGGUUUCCCGCGCUACACUCAGCGUCAAACGCCAAGCUAAACCUGUGAAUUGACGGCAACAAAGUGAAUAACCUCUACUUAUCCGUACACUAGCAGCUUUAAUUUGAUCAAAAUGCCGUCCUCAGACUACGAUCCGGCUUGUCUGCCAGACUUAUUACCGCUCUACUACCGUCGGCUGUUUCCUUUCUCCCAAUAUUACCGGUGGCUGAACUACGGUGGAGUGCAGAAGAACUACUUUCAGAACAGAGAGUUCUCCUUCACCCUUAAAGAUGACAUCUAUGUGCGCUACCAGUCAUUCAGCACGCAGAAUGAGCUGGAGAAGGAAAUGCAGAAGAUGAACCCUUACAAGAUUGACAUUGGAGCAGUGUACAGUCACCGGCCUAAUCAACAUAACACCCUGAAGUCCGGCAGCUUCCAGGCUCUGGAGAAGGAGCUCGUGUUUGAUAUCGAUAUGACGGAUUACGACGAUGUUCGGAGCUGCUGCAGUGCUGCAGAGAUUUGCUCCAAAUGCUGGACGUUGAUGACCAUCGCUAUUAAAAUUUUGGACAGAGCUCUUCGAGACGACUUUGGAUUUCAGCACCUGCUGUGGGUUUAUUCUGGCAGAAGAGGGGUGCAUUGUUGGGUGUGUGAUGAGGCUGCUAGGAAGCUCUCUGCGGCCGCUCGCUCUGCUGUAGCUGAAUACCUCAGCUUGGUAAAGGGUGGUGAGGAGACGGUGAAGAAAGUAGUGCUGACAGAUCCAAUUCACCCUUUUAUCAGAGAAUCACUGACAGUGGUGGAGAAGUACUUUCCACAAUAUGCACUAGAGGACCAGGACAUACUGGGCAGCAAGGAGUCUAUGGACAAAGUGCUCUCUCUUGUGCCAAUGGAUAUCCUUUCACACUGUGCUGCAUGA